This is a messenger RNA of Aspergillus caelatus, 1125 nucleotides long. RefSeq names its product ABC transporter substrate-binding protein. The record is from RefSeq and is a predicted model, not a curated record. NCBI's taxonomy places the organism in Eukaryota, Fungi, Ascomycota, Eurotiomycetes, Eurotiales, Aspergillaceae. The transcript is spliced from 3 exons. The coding region runs from base 1 to 1098 and encodes 365 amino acids.
AUGGUUUACUUGAAUCGUCUUCUCGCUCUGUCGAGCCUUUUGUCGCUCGGUCAAGCUCAGUGGUCUCGAAAUGUUCCCUUGGAGACUCGCACUCUGGACGAGAUCUACGAAGCCGCAAAGAAGGAGUCCGGCCCUUUGAUUGUGUCCUCUGGUGGAGAUGCAUGGCUAGCCGGAAACCAGAACGAUUUCAUCAUCGAUGCGUUCCAGAAACGCUUCCCUGAUAUCCAGGUGAACUGGACAGUCGACCUCUCCAAGUAUCACGCGAGCCGCAUUGACCGUGGCUUCUACGGCAAGGGGGAGACAACCGAUGUGGUUAUCCUGCAGACCCUGCAGGAUUUCCCUCGCUGGAAGUCGCAGAACCGCCUUAUGUACUACAAGCCAACAGUGUGGAACGAUAUUUAUGCUUCUGAGCGUGAUCCUCACGGUGCUUAUCUUCCUAUCGCAGAGUAUGGCUUCGGCGGUAUCUUUUGGGACAGCACCAAGCUGAACGAAUCCGAGGUGCCCGACGACUACGCAUCUUUCACUGACCCUAAAUGGCACGGAAAGCUGGUCCUCACCUAUCCCAACGAUGAUGAUGCCGUUUUGUAUCUCUUCGCUAAGAUAAUCGGCCGCUACGGCUUUGAGUGGCUCAAUGCCCUUCAAGCGAACGAUGUUCAGUGGGUACGGGGCUCCUACACCCCCGCUGCCGUUAUCUCGGCCGCCCAUAACAACACAAGAAAUCCUCGGUCGAUCACUUUCACCACCGCCGAUGGUUCGGAGAACUGGUGGGGAAUUAAGAACCCUCAAAAGGACGAGAGCAUGAGCUGGUCCCAGACGGCAGCCAUCCUCGCGAGCACGAAGAAACCGGAAACCUCCAAGCUUCUGCUCAGUUUCUUGGUCAGCGACGAGUGGCAGAAGGCUCAGGCUGAUGCGGGCAGCUUCGUUCCCCGGGUUAGCCUGGACCAGGGCAGACUUUACGAGCAGAAUGUUAGUGAGGUUGGUGGCUUCCGGGUCUUUAUGAGCCAGCGCAAUGUUGUCGAUUGGUGGAAGAGCCAGUUGGAGACUACUUUGGGUACUCCUCAGGGACCUAGCCCGCUGGAUGUCUAUCCUCGUGUCUAGUUGGGGUAAUGCUGCACCUGCAGGUUG